UUUCUCUUUUUUUUUUAUUUUUCCUUUUUUCUUCUUCUUUCUUUAUAUAUUCUCCUACUAAGGAAACAUGAUGGAAGAUAUGACUAGUUCUCUUCCUCCACAACCUCCAUCAAAACAUGAUAAACCACCUCCUUUACCAAAACAUCAACAAUUACCACCAACAACACCUGUACCUGGUAAACAACCUAUAAAAAGCGAUAUAUAUAAUAAUAAUCAAAGUGAUACGUCAUUACCACAACAAAAUAAUACACCAUCGUCUUCUUCACAGUCUCCUCCAAAUACACGAGCAAGUUCUAUCAAUCUAUCCUAUACUGGUGGAGAUCAAUUACUUGACCAUUCUCAUCUUAAACCAGGCAAUAAGGCAUCAUUAUUAUCAUAUACUCAAUCUAUCAAUAUGUAUCGUGAAAAUGCAAAGAAAACCAAGAGUCCGGAUAUUCAAUGUGAUUUUGCUAUCUUUAUGGUGGAAGCUGCUAAACCGGUGGUGGAUGAUGAAGUCACUCGUUGGGAAUACCUAGCCGAAGCUGAAAAGUUAUUGAAGCAAUUGGCUGCACGUGGACAUGCUGAAUCUCAGUAUUAUUUGGGCAAUCUGUAUGCAUCUGGUCUUUUGAGCAAAAAGAAUAAAAAUGAAUUUGAUAAGGCAUUUCCUUUAUUUGUUCAAGCUUCUAAACAUCAUCAUCCUGAUGCUGCUUAUAGAACUGCUAAAUGUUAUGAAGAUGGAUUAGGAUCUCGUAAAGAUAGUUCUAAAGCUAUUCAAUUUUAUAGAAAAGCAGCAACACUUAAUCAUCCAGGUGCGAUGUAUCGAAUGGGAGUAGCGGAAGUCAAUGGUGAAUUAGGUAUCUCGAAAAAUGCACGGGACGGGGUCAAGUGGCUGAAACGAGCAGCCGAAGCAGCAACGGUGGAAUAUCCUCAAGCGAUCCAUGAAUUAGCCUUGUUACAUGAACGUGGGAUCGACAAUGUGGUAUUUGUGGAUUUACAAUAUGCAGUAACUUUGUAUGGUCAAGCGGCGGACUUGGGUUAUGCACCUUCUGCCUUCAAACUCGGCGAAUGUUACGAAUACGGUAAAUUGGAAUGUCAGCAAGAUCCCGCGUUAUCCAUUCAUUAUUAUACCAUCGCCGCUCAACAAGGUCAUCGGGAAGCUUGUUUUGCCUUGACGGCUUGGUAUUUGGUCGGCUCUCCUCAGGUUUUACCUCAGUCCGAUGCUGAUGCUUAUCUAUGGGCCAAACGUGCUGCUGAAAAGGAAUUACCAAAAGCUGAAUACGCCGUGGGUUAUUUUACUGAGGUUGGGAUUGGUAUCACCAAGAAUUUGGAAGAUGCCAUGGUAUGGUACAAAAAGGCUGCUCAACAUGGUGAUAAACGCGCUAUUCAACGACUUCAAGGCAAACCAUCCGAAAAAUCAAACAAGAAGAAAGGUCAAGACGAUUGCACCAUCAUGUAGAUAGAUUUCCCACACACACACACAUAUCUUUUUUUUUGGUUUCUAUAUAUAUAUAUUUAUCUCAUUUAUUCUCACAUAGCAUAAUAUAAUAAAACAAUUUAUUUAUCAUACCAUAAAUAAAA
This is a messenger RNA of Halteromyces radiatus, 1557 nucleotides long. RefSeq lists its product as uncharacterized. The transcript has 3 exons. Lineage: Eukaryota; Fungi; Mucoromycota; Mucoromycetes; Mucorales; Cunninghamellaceae. The record is from RefSeq and is a predicted model, not a curated record. The coding region runs from base 68 to 1435 and encodes 455 amino acids. Gene Ontology annotation, molecular function: protein binding.